AUGAUGCGUGGUUUGUGUGCUCCUGUGCGACUUGUACCACGUCUCAGGGUCUCACGAUUGCAUCCGUUCGUGGCGCAACGAUCUUUGAUUGUGAUGAAUCAGCAGUAUGCGCUGUUGCAAAGUCGGGUGGUGAGUACUUACAAAGACACCGAGACAUCUCACCGUCGACAAUACAUCAGUCUCUACAACUAUACACCGCUGGAUAAGACGAAGCUGCCAAAGCUCCGUCGAGAAAUGAGCGAGCAAUGGGAGAAACUAGGUAUUGUGGGACGGAUUUACAUUGCGGAAGAAGGUAUCAAUGGCCAGUUGGUGGUGCCGGAACAAGUAGUGACUGUCUUCGAGCGGUCGUUCCCGCGCUUGCUCCGCGAUGCAAAGCUCUUUUACGGCCAGUUGAUCGAAGACAAGGCACUGCGUAACGCAAGUAAAGACGGAGUAAAACCAGCUGAGCCAUUCUGCAAGCUGGAUGUUCGUGUUCGCAAUCAGAUUCUGCAUGAUGGUUUCCAAGGUGGCGAGCUAAAUUUGCAGAACUCCGGUCGUUCGUUACCACCGGAGCAGUGGCAUCACAAGCUCAAGAUUAAAAACGACUUACAAGACUCAGACAUACUUGUGCUCGAUGUGCGCAACUUUUACGAACACGAGAUCGGACGCUUUGACGGAGCAACGAGGAUUAUGGUCGACACUUUCAGAGACACGUUCGAUGCGCUGGAUGAGAUUCUAGAACAACAUGCGAAAAAACAUGACGGACAGAAACCGAAAGAGAUCAUGAUGUACUGCACGGGAGGUAUUCGCUGCGAGAAGGUGGGCGCGUAUCUGACGCAGUACAAGGGUAUCUCAAAUGUGCAAAAGCUGCACGGCGGGAUCGUGAACUACGUGCAUUUCUUGAAGGAGCAGCGUCAAGCGGCAACGCGUGCGCGUGCUCGCUGUGUGAGUGUUGGUGCUGAUACGACGACCGAUGAUGACAAUGUCCAGGAGGUGAUGUCUCUGUUUAGAGGAAAGAACUUUGUCUUCGAUCAACGAUGUGUGGGCGACUUGACAGAGUCGGAGGAGGUAACAGACGAUGUACUGGGUCAGUGUUUCCAGUGCGCUGAGCCUUGCAAUCGUCAUACCAACUGCAGCAAUGUCAUGUGUCAUGGCCUGAUCUUGCAGUGUUUACAGUGUGCGAGAAGCAUGGUUGGGGCGUGUAGUCAAGCUUGCAUGCACGAAUUUGUCAAGAUGGAAUCGAUGACUCUGGAAGGUCAACGCAACUACAGGAAAGAGAACGCGUUGAAGUGGAAGCCCAAGAACCCGAACUCAGCGUCUGCACUAAAGUUUAUUAGAUAUAGGCCAGCUUCUCUCGAGUUAUUGACAAACGCAUAA
Molecule: messenger RNA, 1356 nt
Organism: Peronospora farinosa
Lineage: Eukaryota; Oomycota; Peronosporomycetes; Peronosporales; Peronosporaceae
Source: the annotation of a GenBank genome assembly